Indicator indicator is the source of this 6809-nucleotide messenger RNA. It is a transcript of the gene MCF2L, whose product is annotated as MCF.2 cell line derived transforming sequence like. Gene Ontology annotation, biological process: intracellular signal transduction; positive regulation of Rho protein signal transduction. The coding region runs from base 1036 to 4605 and encodes 1189 amino acids. NCBI's taxonomy places the organism in Eukaryota, Metazoa, Chordata, Aves, Piciformes, Indicatoridae. Gene Ontology annotation, cellular component: extrinsic component of membrane; cytoplasm. The record is from RefSeq and is a predicted model, not a curated record. Gene Ontology annotation, molecular function: protein binding; guanyl-nucleotide exchange factor activity. The transcript is spliced from 32 exons.
UUUGCUUUUGAGAGGCUUGGGUUUUGCUUCUGUGCUAAUGCAGGGUGAAGAAGAGUAGGUGGAUUGAUGAUGAGAGUCUGACUUAGGGCAAACGAGCUGAUGAGAAGUUUCUAGUUGAUGACGUUGUAUUCACAGAAGUAUUUUGCUUGCUGGCAUGAGCAUAGCACUGUCCCAUGAGGAAUCCACGGUGCUGCAGAAACAGAAGUAGGAAAUACAUCAAGUGUCAGCGUGAGAAUUCUGCCCUUGGAGUGCUGAGUUAUAAACUUAUGAGCAAGACCGUGAAGUUAUAAGAGAGACCUUCAACUUGCCCUUCUUCAGGAGAAACCUCAGAUGUCUCUUUGCAACAGCUGAACAUCUGUCAUGUUAAGGAGAAGGAUACACAGACAGAGGCGAUAGUACCAGCUACUUGGGAUGAGCAGCUGCUUUGGAUCUCUGUGCAUGACUGGAGUAUCCAAACAAACUGGAUACUUUGUGAGGGCUUUUCAUCAUCAGAAACAGUACAGAGCUAUUAGUUUGCCUGCUAUUAUUUUGGAUGAAACACUGUAAAAUAGACGGUUUCACAUUUUGCGGGGGAAAAUUUCAUCUGCCAGUCUGACCUGCUGGUGUGAGAAGCUGUGCCUCCUUUAUUCAUAGUAGACACUGAAAACUGUGGCAAGAUGUCCAGUCUGCUGAGUGCAGUGUACUAGGAACUGAGACGGUCUCACAGCUUCAUGCAGAAACUAUCUUGGCGUUUUCAGUCCAGUAAAUACAACUGAUUUUUCUUUCCUUUUUUUUUUCAUUCUAGUAAAUUGGUUUCUGAGGAAAAGUACAUGCAAUACAAAUAACUGCACUGUACUCAUUUCUAGCUCUUGGAAUCUGCAUCCUUUUAAAACCUUUUUGGAAGCAUUUGGAUUUCACAAAACAUUUUUAUGUUCCAUUGACAUUUAAAAACAAGAUCAGAGUAUUUUUAAGUGUGUUAGAAGAGUAUAAUUCUGAAGAGCUGAUUUUUUAUUUCCUUUAUUGAAUAACUUGGUAAAGAUUCAGGGAUACACAUCCAUGUCUCAACGCCGCUUUUUGAGGGAAGGACGAGAAAGUCAUUUUAGGAUCCUACCAAGAUUCAUUCAAAUUCUUCAUGGCAGACGUCACUCACGAAAUAACCCACACCAAAUAUGCUCUGAUGAAGUCAUGCAUCAAGACAUCAUUCCCCUCUAUGCUGCAGAUAUUCAGGACCAAUUAAAGAAGCAAUUUGCUUACCUGUCAGGUGGAAGAGGGGGAGAUGGAUGUCCUGUUAUCACCUUUCCAGACUAUCCAGCUUUCAGUGAGAUCCCUGAGAAAGAGUUCCAGAAUGUCCUGACCUACUUGACGAGCAUCCCAAGUUUACGAGAUACUGGAAUUGGAUUUAUUCUUGUCAUAGAUCGCAGGCAGGACAAAUGGACUUCUGUGAAAGCAUCCAUACUGCGGAUAGCAGCAUCUUUCCCAGGAAACCUGCAACUAGUCCUCGUUCUGCGCCCAACAGGAUUUUUUCAUCGAGCUCUCUCAGACAUUGCCUUCAAAUUCAACAGAGAUGAACUUAAAAUGAAAGUACCUAUCAUAAUGCUGGGCUCAGUAUCUGAACUUCAGAGUUAUAUUGAUAAAACACAAUUAACAGAAGAUCUUGGUGGCACCCUGGAUUACUGCCAUAACAGAUGGCUGUCCCGUCGCACUGCUAUAGAAGGUUUCGCCCAAAAGGUUAAGCAAACAGCUCAGAUUCUUCAGUCCUUUGGGACUGAGCUGGCUGAAACAGAACUACCAAAUGAUGUGCAAUCAACCAGCUCCCUUCUUGCAACACACACAGAAAAGAAGGACAAAAUGAAGGAGGAUAUCAGGUUAGCAGUAGAACAGGGAGAUGAUAUCCUUGGAAGUAUUACACAACCAGUUACUGAGAAUCCGGAAUACAAACUGAAUCAAGAUCAGCUAGACAAUCAAACAACAGUAGAAAGGCUUCUGGCUCAAUUACAUGAAACAGAGACUGCCUUUGAUGAGUUUUGGAUUAAGCAUCAACAAAAACUUGAGCAGUGUCUGCACCUUCGGAAUUUUGAACAGAAUUUCAGAGAGGUCAAAGCAGCUUUGGAUAUUGUGUCUGAGAGACUGUCUGCUUUCACAGAUGUGGGAAACAGCUGUUCACAUGUGGAGCACAUUUUGAAAGAUCUUGCCAACUUUGAAGAAAAAUCACGUGUAAGAAUUCUGCAAGCCAGAAUGCUAGCCUCAGAGGGUGAUGCUUUUAUUCAAAGCAAUCAUUAUGCUGUGGACUCCAUUAUUCCAAAAUGCAGUGAACUUCAUCAUCUCUGUGAUGCCUUCACUACAGAGACAGAACGGAGGAGGAAUCUUCUUAACAAAUCUCUAGAGCUGCACAGCAUACUAGAAAAGUCUAUGCAAUGGUGUGAUGAAGGAAUUUAUCUGCUGGCAUCACAACCCGUUGAUAAGUGUCAGUCUCAGGAUGGUGCAGAAUCAGCAUUACAGGAGAUUGAGAAAUUCCUGGACACUGGUGCAGGCAAUAAAAUCAAGGAGCUGAAUAAAAUAUACAGAGAGUAUGCACACAUCCUCAGUGAGGACUUAAAGGAGCAUGUGCAAAAGGUUUUUCAGAAGCAAGAAAGUAUGGAAGAAAUGUUUCAAAAGAGACAAGUCAGUCUCAAGAAACUGGCAGCUAAGCAGACACGUCCUGUUCAGCCAGUUGCCCCAAGACCUGAAGCCUUUGUAAAAUCUUCCUGUACCUCUCCAGGUAAGCAACUGUACGAAUACGGAUCCAGCUCAGAAAGCACUGCACUUCGGAGGGUAAACUAUAGAAGAGGAAAGAGUGAAAUGACAGAAGUCCAUCCAAGCAGAGGAGGAUCUACAAUGGAUGAUGAAGAAAACCUAGCUGUGUUACGGCAACAUGUGAUUAAUGAACUUAUUGAGACUGAACGAGCAUAUGUGGAAGAACUUCUCUGCGUUCUUGAGGGUUAUGCUGCAGAGAUGGACAACCCCUUAAUGGCUCAUCUCAUUUCACCAGAACUCCAAAAUAAGAAGGAUAUCUUGUUUGGGAAUAUGGAAGAAAUUUAUCACUUUCACAACAGAAUAUUCUUGAGAGAAUUGGAAAACUAUGUAGAAUACCCAGAACUUGUAGGACGGUGCUUUCUGGAUCAGAUGGAAGAUUUCCAGAUUUAUGAAAAAUAUUGUCAAAAUAAGCCUCGAUCUGAAAGUUUGUGGAGGCAGUUUUCAGAUUCUAUAUUCUUUCAGGAAUGCCAAAGGAAACUGGAUCACAAGCUCAGUUUGGACUCAUACUUGCUGAAACCCGUUCAAAGAAUAACCAAAUACCAGUUGUUGCUAAAGGAAAUGCUCAAGUACAGUAAGAACUGUGAAGGUGCUGAAGAUCUUCAGGAGGCAUUAACUUCUAUAUUGGGCAUUCUCAAAGCAGUUAAUGAUUCUAUGCACCAGAUAGCCAUUACAGGCUAUGAUGGAAACCUGAAUGAGCUGGGCAAGCUUUUAAUGCAAGGAUCCUUCAAUGUCUGGACUGAUCAUAAAAAGGGUCACUCAAAGGUGAAAGAUUUGGCACGCUUCAAGCCGAUGCAGCGACACCUCUUCCUCCACGAGAAAGCAGUGCUGUUCUGUAAAAAGCGAGAAGAAAACGGAGAGGGAUAUGAGAAAGCACCUUCUUACAGCUACAAACACUCCUUAAACAUGGCAGCAGUUGGAAUAACAGAAAAUGUCAAAGGUGAUGCAAAAAAAUUUGAAAUCUGGUAUAAUGCAAGGGAAGAAGUUUACAUUAUACAGGCACCAACCCCUGAAGUUAAAGCUACUUGGGUAAAUGAAAUAAGAAAAGUGUUGACGAGUCAACUGCAGGCAUGUAGAGAAGCUAGUCAGCACAGGACACUAGAACAAACACAGAGUUUACCUCUACCAGCAUCAUCUUGUACAAGUCCUUCACAGAACCACAUCAGAAAUACUAAAAAAAUGGAGGAGAAAAAAGCUGAUCUCACAAGUCAGGAAAGUUAUGGCACCACAGUAGCACCAAAGUACCCUGAGAAAGCCAAAGAAACUCCAUCUCCUUCUGCUAAAAGCCAGACAUUGCCAAUGAUCCUUCUUACAGGAACAGCUUCUCCUACCAGUCCUGACAAAAAAGCUAAACGACAUGAAGUAGUGAGUGACCCAACUCCUUUUGGUUUAAGAGGCUGGUCUAAAACAUCACAUUCUCUUGAUGCAUCUGAAGAAAAUGAUGGCUGGUCUAGCGCUGAAGAUCCCCUGAAUUCAUCAGAUGCGGAGGAAGAAGGAGGAGGAGGUGGAGGCGAGAUAAAGCUGACUCCUGGUAAAUAUACAGUUGUGACUGAUUAUGAGAAAGGAGUUUCUGAAGAAUUUACAGUGAAAAGUGGCGAUCUAGUUCAACUGGUUCGUGAAGGGGAGGAUGGACUUUGGUAUAUAAAGAACCUUAGCACUGGUAGAGAAGGUUGGAUUCCAGCAAACAACCUGCUGAUGCUCAUAGGCAAUUCAAAAUCAGCUCAAUCUUUAAGCAGCUCUGAAUCAGGCACUGCCUCCAGCACUUUGAGCACAUCAUCAAGUUGCAGUGAUAGCUGCAAUGCUAGCAGCACCAGCUUCUCUGACGUUAAAGGCUAACAACAGUUUUCACCCCACCUCUGUGGAAGGUAAAUGUGGAGUUGGGUGCUUUGUGCAGAGUUCUGGACAUUGGACUCCAGUGGAGAACCACUUGUUCUGUGUUGCCAGCCCCGAGUAUUAUCUGCAGCGAUUUUUACAGGUUCUCCUAGAAGAUCCCAAUGAAAAGUGCACGGAAUGUGAAAUUGUAAAUAGAAGUUCAACAGUUUGAAAUAGGUUCUUGUGGAGGCUUCUGCUCUGAAGUCUGAAGCUGCAGAGCUGUUAGCAUAAAACACAUUUUCUCGUUGAUACACAGUCAGGUUUCUGCAGAACUGUAUCAUGUUGUAACAGCCAGAAUCUGAAUGUGAGCAAACAAAAUGUGUUCAGUGCUAAAUCCUCAUUGUAGACUAAUAACACAGCAAUCACUAUACAGGAUAAGUAUGAGGAAAAUAAAUGCGAGUUUACAAUUUCUCUUCCCCAAAAACCCCUUUCUCCAAGGACGUACCUCAGUCAAUGCAGUGAAUGGGACUCUUACAGCAACCAAGAAGGAGGUCUGGUCCAGGCUUUUCUCUUCUCUUGGGUCUUCAGGAUAUUCUUCUGCUCCCUAGAGAGUUGGGAUGCAGACAUGACCAAUUCACUGACCACAACAGUAUCAAAAGAAACUUAUUUUUAUCCUUUCCAACCUUUUAAUGGUGUGUGCAAUGGAAUAGCUGUUUUCUGAGGUAUUUUUGGCCUCACAACCAAAUUCUUUACCAAGAUCACUGUGUUUACAUAGCCUUGGCAAUUUAGUAGUAUCUUUCUCCUUACACAGGUGCACAAUGAAACACAAAUGUUCUUAUUCACUCAAUGAUUUCUUAAUAAAUUAUAAUGACACUGUUACUUUCAGCUCUCACAGUUAACACGCAGUUACAGGCAGGGGAAACUAUUGUGGCUGCAUUAUGGGUCAAGACCCUUCCUUCAGACAAACCUACGAGGGCUUGAAAUCAAAUGUAUUUUUAGUCAGUAGUGUUUGUUGCAGAUUUAUUCAAAGAGAAAAGAACAAUUACAUAAUUUUCUAUAAAAGGGGAGCACAAAAGGAAAAAAAUUAGAGAAGAGUCAGUUUUAUGCUACAGGCAGGUAUUUUAAUUUGGUGGGGUUUUUUUUUUGAAGGAAGGGUGAUGCUAAACUUGCCAUUUUUCAAGGUAUGAUGUAAGCCAAUGUUGUGAAUUUCCACAUUGUCAGACAUUCUUUGCACAUCAUCCUUACAAACGUUCCAAACCUGUGUGCAUGUAUGGAAUAUUGUAUUCAUUCCUUUCUGUCUCUCAAAUGUUUUUACUUGUAUGAAAAUAGGUUUUUAACUGAUUCAUGUACUAUCUUACAUAAACAUAAUGUGGACUUCAAGUGCAUACUUUUUCAGAAGCAGUAAGCACAACAGAUUAUGCCAACGAGGAAGUGCUGUUCAUCAUCAGACUCUCAAUGGCUGAGCCCAGAAGCCUAUCUUCAUGCCAGAAUUUUAUAUUUUAGAGGCUGCAGCUUAGGAAACUUAACAAAUAUUCUAAAGAACUCCUGGGUUGUUAAAGCAGCCCUACCCCAGACGCAAUCAAAAUGCAGCUGACCAUGGUCAGUACAAAUUGAACCAUAUAUAUAUAUACACACUCACGUAUUUAUGCACAUAUCUAUGUGCAUGUAUGUGCUUGUGUGUGUAUAUAUGUGUGUGUAGAUAUGUAUAUAUGUGUAGAUAAAAUGUAUCAAUGUAAAAGAUGUAUUUAUAGUCUUCAUGCUGCUAAAUGUGUCACUUUACAAUUCAUAAAUACUUAGGUUUCUUGCAAUACUGCAAUGUAAAGGCUGAUCAGGGUUUUAUUUCAGGCAUCGUUUCCAAUGCAGAAAUCCUCUGAUCUUUUUUUAAUUAGCCCAUAUAAUACUGUGCUGACUGGGAAUAUUUAGGCCGAUAUUUAACAAUGGAAUGGCAACAUGAGAUUCAGCUUAUCCUCAACUAUGUAAAUUAUUUUGUAAAUUUUCUGUAACAUAAUUUACUUCUAUAUUGCUGUCAUUGCUAGGAUGACACUCUCCUUCUGUUCCUCACUGCAGCCUCAUUUGUGUUAUUUCAAUGUUUUUCUCCACGUCGUUGCACUUUAAUAUACAACCCAUUCACUAUUACCUUUUUUUUUUUUUUACUGCUGUUGUGAAUUAGAAGUUCAAAGUCAGAGGUCUCUAUUGUAAUUAAUUUGAAUAAAUUUCUGCAAUUCUUG